GGAGCCGUAGUCCGCUCUGCUCGACUCGCAACGCCGGUGGAACCCACAGCUCAACCUGCUCUCGCCUCGCCCUGCAGAAUCACCAUCAAAAAAACCGACUUGAGCGCCCGGGAUCUCAAGACGCUGCGAUCAGCUGUUCUAUGAAUGUGUUAUACCCGCCUCCCGUCGCACGUCGUCUUCUGUAUCUACUUUUGAAGUUGUUCCCUCUGGUACCAGCUCGGCCCGGAGCAAGCAACACUACCUCUGUCUCGAUUACGCCAUCAACCUCCCAUUCAUCAUCCGCACUGAUCCCCAGAAGCCUCCCAUCGAUCCGCGGAGUUACCGCACCGCCUCCACCGCUGUCCAGCGAUCGGCGUCCAGCUUGUGCAAUUUCGAACAGGAUACGGCUCUGUCCUCGGUGGAACCCGCGGACAUGCAAUCAAUGAUUCGAACAAACCGUCACCUCAAGGGCCGGAGGUUGCGGCAUCCCCUCUGGCCUUGGCUGCACCAGCUCGGGAUCACAGUCCAGAAUACACGAUCAGCCAUGAUCAGCAAUGGUUCUUUCGAUUGAGACAUGCUGGGUUCGUUCGUUGACCGCAAGAUCCAUAUUGCAGCAUCGGGAUCAAGCGUGGCGGACUGGGCGGACAGGGUCGGUUGACUUGAGUGGGAUGUUCAUCGUGCUGAAAUAGUCAUGGCACAGAUCCUAACUUCAGACACAAGCAACGACCAAGUGGGUAACAUCGUCUCCCUGGGUGUCCGUCCCAUGGAGUCAGUCCGCCCCGUGAAGCCAGUCCAAUAUCUCUGCAGUCGACAUCUCAUCGGCCCAGUC
Polychytrium aggregatum is the source of this 808-nucleotide messenger RNA. RefSeq lists its product as uncharacterized. The transcript has a single exon. The record is from RefSeq and is a predicted model, not a curated record. NCBI's taxonomy places the organism in Eukaryota, Fungi, Chytridiomycota, Chytridiomycetes, Polychytriales. The coding region runs from base 141 to 425 and encodes 94 amino acids.